GCUCGAGACAACGCAUCAGGUGCGAGUAGCCUGCGGGUUCCCGCUGACUUGGCGCGGAGCACUUCGGCAAGGCUGCCCUUCCUGCCCGACCAGCUGGCCCACCGGCCCCCAAGCGCCCCUCCGACGGAGUCCCCAGGCCUUUUCACCGUGGCCGCUCCAGCCCCGGGAGCGCCUUCUCCUCCCGCCACCCUGGCGCACCUUCUUCCCGCCCCGGCCAUGUACAGCCUGCUGGAGACUGAACUCAAGAACCCUGUGGGGCCACCCACCCCAGCGGCAGGCGCGGGCGGCCCUGCAGCCCCGGGCGGCGCUGGCAAGAGUAGCGCGAACGCAGCCGGCGGCGCGAACGCAGGCGGCGGCAGCGGCGGUGGCGCGAGCGGCGGCGGCGGUGGCGGCGGGGGCAGCGAUCAGGACCGCGUGAAGCGGCCCAUGAACGCCUUCAUGGUGUGGUCCCGUGGGCAGCGGCGCAAGAUGGCCCUGGAGAACCCCAAGAUGCACAACUCUGAGAUCAGCAAGCGCUUGGGCGCCGACUGGAAACUGCUGACCGACGCCGAGAAGCGGCCGUUCAUCGACGAGGCCAAGCGGCUGCGCGCCGUGCACAUGAAAGAGUACCCGGACUACAAGUACCGGCCGCGCCGCAAGACCAAGACGCUGCUCAAGAAGGACAAGUACUCCCUGCCCGGUGGCCUGCUGCCCCCCGGCGCCGCCGCCGCCGCCGCGGCCGCCGCCGCCGCUGCCGCCGCCAGCAGCCCGGUGGGCGUGGGCCAGCGGCUGGACACGUACACACACGUGAACGGUUGGGCCAACGGCGCGUACUCGCUGGUGCAGGAGCAGCUGGGCUACGCGCAGCCCGCGACCAUGAGCAGCCCGCCGCCGCCGCCCGCGCUGCCGCAGAUGCACCGCUACGACAUGGCCGGCCUGCAGUACAGCCCCAUGAUGCCGCCCGGCGCCCAGAGCUACAUGAACGCCGCGGCCGCCGCCGCCGCCGCCUCGGGCUACGGGGGCAUGGCGCCCUCCGCCGCCGCGGCCGCCGCCGCCGCCUACGGGCAGCAGCCCGCCGCCGCCGCCGCCGCCGCCGCCGCCGCCAUGAGCCUGGGCCCCAUGGGCACGGUGGUGAAGACCGAGCCCAGCUCGCCGCCGCCCGCCAUCGCGUCUCACUCGCAGCGCGCGUGCCUCGGCGACCUGCGCGACAUGAUCAGCAUGUACCUGCCGCCCGGCGGGGACGCGGCUGACGCCGCCUCGCCGCUGCCGGGAGGCCGCCUGCACAGCGUGCACCAGCACUACCAGGGCGCCGGGACUGCCGUCAACGGAACGGUGCCGCUGACCCACAUCUGA
Molecule: messenger RNA, 1332 nt
Organism: Hippopotamus amphibius kiboko
Lineage: Eukaryota; Metazoa; Chordata; Mammalia; Artiodactyla; Hippopotamidae
Gene: SOX3
Product: SRY-box transcription factor 3
Exons: 1
Coding region: 217-1332 (371 amino acids)
Biological process (GO): cell differentiation; positive regulation of transcription by RNA polymerase II; anatomical structure morphogenesis
Molecular function (GO): RNA polymerase II cis-regulatory region sequence-specific DNA binding; DNA-binding transcription factor activity, RNA polymerase II-specific
Source: RefSeq, a predicted model, not a curated record